UUCACUCAAAACACCGCCUGGACCGUUUCAGCGGAGCAGAACAGGCAGAACGCUCCAGGGGGAACGUCUUUCUAAAGAACCGACACCAGCAUGAGGCAGAACCCGACCGGGACGGAGGCGGGUCAGCAAGUGGACCCAGUGAGGUUCUGGUCUCCGUCAGAUCGCCGGACAGGCCAGGCCUCUGAGGGCUCCGUCACCAUGGAAACGGGAGAACGAACGAGUUCUGUAACAGUGAGCACGGCCAGUAACUCUCCACGCAGCACGCCCGGCAGCUCGCCCUCCCUGCGGCGCCGGGUGCUGGGGGGGGGCCGGGCCAGCGAGGGGGAGGGGCCAGCAGGAGCAGGAGGAGGAGCAGCAGACAGCCCCCUGCCCUCCGUCCCCUCCGCCCCCUCCCUGUCCUCCGCCUACCCGCUCGCUUCCCGCCAUUUCAGCCGCAAUGCCAAGAAGAUGCAGAGCUGGUACAAUGUCCUCAGUCCCACAUACAAGCAGAGGAACGAGGACUUCCGGAAGCUCUUCAAGAAGCUUCCCGACACGGAGCGGCUCAUCGUGGAUUACUCGUGCGCUCUGCAGAAGGACAUCCUGCUUCAGGGACGCCUGUACCUGUCCGAGAACUGGCUCUGUUUCUAUAGCAACAUCUUCCGCUGGGAGACUGCAAUCACCAUCCUGCUGAAAGACGUCACGUCCAUGACCAAAGAGAAGACGGCCAAGCUGAUCCCCAACGCCAUCCAGAUCUGCACCGACGGGGACAAGCAUUUCUUCACCUCCUUCGGAGCGAGGGAUCGCACCUUCAUGAUGAUCUUCCGCCUGUGGCAGAACGCUCUGCUGGACAAGUCUCUGUCUCCCAGGGAGUUGUGGCACAUCGUCCACCAGUGCUACGGCACCGAGCUCGGACUGACCAGCGAAGACGACGACUACGUUUCCCCUACAGCCGAACACAUGAACGGCUUACUGCCAGCAGAAGACUCGGUGUGUGUGUCGGACCUGCUGGAGCUCAGUUCGGUCUCCGCCCCCUCGUCGGGCGGGUCGCCCCCCCCUCCCCCGCUGCCCCCCUGCGGCCCCCCCGGCUCCUCGCCGCCGCCGUCCGCCUGUUGCCCGCCGGUCGAGGUGUCGUCGUCGUCGGGCCGCAGACCGAGCUCCGACCCGCCGGACGCCGGCCCCCCCUGCUCGCCGCCCCCCGGCGUGCCUGGCUCCGCCCCCGGCUCGGCCGCCGCCUCCUUUAGUCUGGAAGAGGGCGGGGACGGCCCGCCGGAGCCGGCCAAUCCCACGCCUCCGCCGCCGCCGGCCGCCGCCAGCCUGGGAAACCUGUCGUCCAUGGACCUGCCCAACAACGACGAGCUGCCGACCGACCCCAGCAACUCCUCCGACACGCAGGAAGAGAGCGAGGUGGAGGCGUUCUGCUCCAACCUGAGCGGGCGGCUGCACAUCAACACGGCGGUGCGCAUGAGCGUGGACAAGCUGCACGACCUGCUGUUCUCCUCCGACACGCACUUCAUCCAGCACCUGUUCUCCCAGAGGCACUUCACCGAGCUGUCGGUGGGCGAGUGGCAGCAGGACGCCGGGGGGACCAGCAGCCGGGUCCUCAGCUACACCAUCGCCCUCAACAACCCGCUGGGACCCAAGACCGCCCCGGUGGUGGAGACGCAGACCCUCCAUAAGAGCAGCUCCCGGGGCGAGUGCCUGGUGGUGGACUCGGAGGUCCUGACCUCUGGAAUCCCGUACCAGGACUACUUCUACACCGUCCACCGCUACUGCCUGACCGCCAUCAGCAGGACCAAGAGCCGCCUGCGGGUCUCGUCAGACAUCUGCUACAGGAAGCAGCCGUGGAGUUUAGUGAAGGCUCUGAUAGAGAAGAACACCUGGAGCGGCAUCGAGGAGUACUACCGCCACAUGGAGAGCGAGGUGUGUAAGCUGGAGACGCUGCUGCAGUCGGAGGUUUCCGUGGUAACGGCGGCCGAGGCCGUGGGCGCCGACGCCGCCAAGACGCCGCCGGCGCUGCGCCGCAGGAAGCGGGCCUGCUCCCGGCGCCAGGCCGACCGGGACCGGGAGGGGGGCGGGGCCGGUGCCGGGAGAGCGGGGCGAGCGAGGCGCGGGGAGAGGAGCGAGAGAGGGAGAGAGCUGGGAGCUUCGUACCUGAAGCUGGGAGAACGAUCCGGAACCGCCGGACAGACCGGAGUGUCCACCGUGCUGCUGAUCGUCAGCUUCAUGAUCUGUAUCAGCCUGGUGGUUCUGGUCGCUCUCAACAUGCUGCUGUUCUACAAGCUGUACGCUCUGGAGCGAGCUGCUCACACCCUGGAGACCUGGCACUCCUACUCUGUAGCAGACAGCCCCCUCCCCCAGACGGCCUCGGAGUGGGCUCAGGUGCUGCAGCUGCAGAGGCAGUUCCAUCAGGCUCAGCUCAGCAAGUGGCAGCAGAUCCUGCAGUCGUCCGUGACUCUGCUCGACCAGAUGAAGCAGUCUCUGGAGAAGCUCCACCGCGGCAUCGUCGUCCCGGAGGUCCAGCAGGACGCCGCCACGCUCGCCGAGUCGCCGACGGAGGACUGAACCGCCGCCCCCGAACGCACCGCGGAGGGCCUUCAUUACCCACAAUCCUCCUCUCCAGCCGAGGCUGGACCGGAGGCUCUGAGGACCACAGCAAUAAUCUCUCAUGUGUAAAUAGUGUGAACCAGGCCACUGGUGGGCCUG
Salarias fasciatus (jewelled blenny) is the source of this 2682-nucleotide messenger RNA. It is a transcript of the gene gramd1a, whose product is annotated as GRAM domain containing 1A. Gene Ontology annotation, molecular function: cholesterol binding; cholesterol transfer activity. The record is from RefSeq and is a predicted model, not a curated record. Gene Ontology annotation, cellular component: plasma membrane; endoplasmic reticulum-plasma membrane contact site; endoplasmic reticulum membrane. Lineage: Eukaryota; Metazoa; Chordata; Actinopteri; Blenniiformes; Blenniidae. Gene Ontology annotation, biological process: intracellular sterol transport.